Acipenser ruthenus (sterlet) is the source of this 3889-nucleotide messenger RNA. Its product is annotated as SLAM family member 8-like. The transcript is spliced from 6 exons. The record is from RefSeq and is a predicted model, not a curated record. Bases 115 to 1062 code for a protein of 315 amino acids. NCBI's taxonomy places the organism in Eukaryota, Metazoa, Chordata, Actinopteri, Acipenseriformes, Acipenseridae.
UCAAGGGGCGUGUCUUUCUAGGACCGCGUCAGUGAUGAAGCGAGCGCUCCGAGAACACGGAGUGAGGAUCAAUCUUUCUACUCUGUCAAUGCAAAGAAGGGCACAUUUAAAACCAUGGAAUACAGCUGGAGAGGAAUCCGCUUUCUCUGUUUCAUGUCGGUUUAUGGACCUGGCCUGUCUGCAGCUCAGCCUGACGUCCAGCAGGUGAAGGGGAUUGUGGGGGAAUCAUUAACUUUCCCUGUGGAAAUAGCAAACCUAACGACUGAAAUAGUCCAGUGGAGACAUGGCCCUGCAGGUCCAGACAUCCUUAUAGCAAAAAUUCUGGAUGGGAAGAUUGAGACUGAUAUUAAUGAGAGAUUUAAAUCACGACUGCAGUUGAACAUGAACACUGGCUCCCUGCAGAUUCAUCAUUUAAACACAGAAGACAGCGGGACCUACCAAGUGGAGACACUGAGAGACAAUUUUAACAAGAGAUUUUACCUGUCUGUUUACAACCCGGUUCCAGAACCUCAUGUUGAAAAGAUCAACGGGAGUGAGGCGCUGGCUAACAGGAGCUGCACUCUGCUGUGCUUUGUGGGAAACGCCAGUGAAGUGAACGUGUCCUGGAUGAGAGACGGGAAGCCACUGAACACAACAGAACUGGAUCCCUGGCAAGAAACAGAAUCAGAUUCCGUUGUCUUCACCUGUGUGGCCAGCAACCCUGCCAGCAACAAGAGCAUCACUGUGACACCUUCACAUUACUGCGGUAAAAGAAAAGGCAACAGAGAUGAUUCCCCAAGGAGUCACAUUUUGAUUCCUGUGAUAGUGCUCGCUGUGAUCGGAGUCGUGGCAGGCAUUUUGAUCACACCGUAUCUCAGGAGACGGAAGAAAGCUGUUGAGAAAGAAGGUUGCAAGGCUUCCAGAAACUCGGGUGAUAUCGAGUACUCGGAAAUUAUGAGCACAGCGCCUCCUACUGGCAAUGGACAGAACCACACAGAACGGUCUGAAGAUCAAACGAGAGACAAACAGAUGACCAUAUACUACGAACUCCAGCCACUGAGCUCCCAGAAUGCACCGUGCUGACGCAGGAAGGAGACGGUUACUGUUCUGCGGGAGUUUAAACCCCAUUCUCUUAAAAAAAAAAAAACAGCUGAGGUUUUCAGAUCUGUUUUCUUACCUCUUAUGAGCUCUGGCAACACAACUGUGAGUUAGGUCCAAGUUCACGGGACUCUAGUCGAAGUUCAUUCAUCAGUAUUAAAGUCCUGUAUGUGCGUGAACUCGUAUGUAAAAUGCUGGGCAGAAUAUUAGCAACGCUUGUCAUUUGCAGCGCACAUUUCUUGAAAUAUGUGCAAUAUUUAGUUUUGAAUCCUUCAAUGUGCAGCUCUGGCCAAAUGUUUAGCAGCAUCACCCUCUAUAUAGAAUGAACUCCCUCAGCUUCAUAGAGUCCAAUGAAAGCUGCUGAAUAAUGUUCCCUUGUUAACAUAUUGAAUUCCACCCCCUCUAUAUAGAAUGAACUCCCUCAGCUUCAUAAAGUCCAAUGAAAGCUGCUGAAUAAUGUUCCCUUGUUAACAUAUUGAAUUCCACCCCCUCUAUAUAGAAUGAACUCCCUCAGCUUCAUAAAGUCCAAUGAAAGCUGCUGAAUAAUGUUCCCUUGUUAACAUAUUGAAUUCCACCCCCUCUAUAUAGAAUGAACUCCCUCAGCUUCAUAGAGUCCAAUGAAAGCUGCUGAAUAAUGUUCCCUUGUUAACAUAUUGAAUUCCACCCCCUCUAUAUAGAAUGAACUCCCUCAGCUUCAUAGAGUCCAAUGAAAGCUGCUGAAUAAUGUUCCCUUGUUAACAUAUUGAAUUCCACCCCCUCUAUAUAGAAUGAACUCCCUCAGCUUCAUAGAGUCCAAUGAAAGCUGCUGAAUAAUGUUCCCUUGUUAACAUAUUGAAUUCCACCCCCUCUAUAUAGAAUGAACUCCCUCAGCUUCAUAGAGUCCAAUGAAAGCUGCUGAAUAAUGUUCCCUUGUUAACAUAUUGAAUUCCACCCCCUCUAUAUAGAAUGAACUCCCUCAGCUUCAUAAAGUCCAAUGAAAGCUGCUGAAUAAUGUUCCCUUGUUAACAUAUUGAAUUCCACCCCCUCUAUAUAGAAUGAACUCCCUCAGCUUCAUAGAGUCCAAUGAAAGCUGCUGAAUAAUGUUCCCUUGUUAACAUAUUGAAUUCCACCCCCUCUAUAUAGAAUGAACUCCCUCAGCUUCAUAGAGUCCAAUGAAAGCUGCUGAAUAAUGUUCCCUUGUUAACAUAUUGAAUUCCACCCCCUCUAUAUAGAAUGAACUCCCUCAGCUUCAUAGAGUCCAAUGAAAGCUGCUGAAUAAUGUUCCCUUGUUAACAUAUUGAAUUCCACCCCCUCUAUAUAGAAUGAACUCCCUCAGCUUCAUAGAGUCCAAUGAAAGCUGCUGAAUAAUGUUCCCUUGUUAACAUAUUGAAUUCCACCCCCUCUAUAUAGAAUGAACUCCCUCAGCUUCAUAGAGUCCAAUGAAAGCUGCUGAAUAAUGUUCCCUUGUUAACAUAUUGAAUUCCACCCCCUCUAUAUAGAAUGAACUCCCUCAGCUUCAUAGAGUCCAAUGAAAGCUGCUGAAUAAUGUUCCCUUGUUAACAUAUUGAAUUCCACCCCCUCUAUAUAGAAUGAACUCCCUCAGCUUCAUAGAGUCCAAUGAAAGCUGCUGAAUAAUGUUCCCUUGUUAACAUAUUGAAUUCCACCCCCUCUAUAUAGAAUGAACUCCCUCAGCUUCAUAAAGUCCAAUGAAAGCUGCUGAAUAAUGUUCCCUUGUUAACAUAUUGAAUUCCACCCCCUCUAUAUAGAAUGAACUCCCUCAGCUUCAUAGAGUCCAAUGAAAGCUGCUGAAUAAUGUUCCCUUGUUAACAUAUUGAAUUCCACCCCCUCUAUAUAGAAUGAACUCCCUCAGCUUCACAGGAGUCCAAUAAAAGUUGCUGAAUAAUGUUCCCUUGUUAACAUAUUGAAUUCCACCCCCUCUAUAUAGAAUGAACUCCCUCAGCUUCAUAGAGUCCAAUGAAAGCUGCUGAAUAAUGUUCCCUUGUUAACAUAUUACAAAAUGUUCAUAUAGGUUUUUUUUUUUCAACGCUGCAAUCCUAAAAUUCUAAGGGAUGCAAAAUUUUUGGGCAGAGCUGUAUAAUUGCAUACAGUAUUAGCAAUUAAAAUAUGAUUUCAUGUGCUGAGGCAAUUUAUCAAUAUUUGCCUUUUGCACUACAGCUACAAAAAAGUACCUUCGAUAACGGAGAUAAACCAGGGAGUUAACACAGAAUGCAGUGAAGUUUCCAGUACUUUCUAUCUUUGUAAUUGUUGAUGCCAAAAGCCGUGGGCUGUUUUAUUGCAAAAUGCUUUACUGUCAGUGUUUUUGUUAUAAAAACAAAUCCGACACACACCAUCUGUCUUUUUUAGUUCCCGGUUUCAAUAAGACAUAAGCAAUGAUCUCGUGUGGUUUAUGAAUAAUAAAAUGUAUGGACAUUUAUAACAAUAAAACAGACCCUGCAAAUGAAAAAUUAAAACCAACCCUGAUACAAUUAUGAAAUCUCUUAGAAGCCUGGUAUCUGCUGUCUAAAUUGCUAGUUCAGGUUUUUUACUUCAUCUUAUCCCUAUGAUUCUGUGUGACACACGCAUCCACAAUGUCUAGAAUUCACAUCCUAGCCUUGUAAUUAAUGUAUCUCACUGUAUUUAAUGUAUCUGCAUUGUUUUUUUUUACUGUUUGUAUUGAAUGUACUAUGUCCUGUAUUUCACUGUAUUUAAUGUAUUAAGCAUUGUUCCUCACUCUCUUGUAAAGCGCUUUGUGAUGGAGGUCCACUAUGAAAGGCGCUAUAUAAAAUAAAGAUUUUGAUUGAUUAAAAUAAUAUUAAAAAGUUUAAGUAUAAAA